AUGAACAGGGCAAUACAUAAGAGAAAGCCUGGUUGGGUCCUCUUCUCGCGAUUCAAAAGUGACAUAAAGACCGUACCGAAGAGAAGCGAAGAUGAACAUUACGAAAUGAUAAGAACUGUUAUUCGACAGGAGAAGAAAGUAAAAUUUAAAAAUAUUUUCCUUGGGGUAAGUUUAAUCAAUGUUACCACUUUCCUGUUUACACUCUCCAAUUAUUAUACCAAAAGGAAAGAAAACCACUACGACAUCAACGACAUCGAAGUUGUGGACCAUAUUGUCUUAUCUGAAUUUGUGAGUUCCAUGGGGUUGAACAAUUUGCCCGUAUAUUUGCAAAAUAAAUUUUUUCAUAAAUUGGUAAAAAGCGUCCAAGACGAAAAUUACUCCUUUAAGGAAAAUGCCUUGUUGGGGCUACUCGAAUUAUUUUACAAAAAUAAAAGCGCCUUUAUAAAAAUUGAAAAGGAAAAUAAGGAGGAGCAUGAAGAAUUCAUAAAAUACAUUUUUGCAAAAUUGGAAGAAGACGCAAGUUUGGAAUACACAAAGAAAAAAAUUUAUUCCUGUAUUUUAUUUUACUACAUAAAGCAUUCCGAUCAUAAUUUGUCCCUGUCGUACGAACAUAUCCAGGAAAUAAGUUAUUUUGAUAAAAUUAAUUCUCCAUUCUGCAUAGACAAUAACAGUGUGUGUGUGCAGAAGAAGAACAGCUACAACAGUAUUAUGAACAAAAUUUAUUUGAAAUACUUCGAAAAUACCGUUAUUUACACCUUUUUUUUUUCGUUCGUAUUGCAUAAUAUUAAUGCAAAGGAGUACACUUUGAUGAAUUACCUUUUUGCUUCCAAGGACAUCCUUAGGAGCGUGUGCUCGAACUGCCUCAUCAAUGCCAUGUUGCUGGUCCAGAAAGCAGUCACGCAGAAUUUGAGCAUGCGCGGAGAUGAGCGGUCCUGCGUUAUUGCGGCUUUCCUCUUCAACCAGCUGAACUCGCUCGCCUUUUCCGCCUCCCUGUACAAGUGCAAAUAUGCGCUGGUCCCCCUGCUCUUCUCGCAAAUCGUGAAGGACAACUUUUUCCUCUGA
This is a messenger RNA of Plasmodium cynomolgi strain B, 1062 nucleotides long. RefSeq lists its product as hypothetical. NCBI's taxonomy places the organism in Eukaryota, Apicomplexa, Aconoidasida, Haemosporida, Plasmodiidae. Bases 1 to 1062 code for a protein of 353 amino acids. The record is from RefSeq and is a predicted model, not a curated record. The transcript is spliced from 3 exons.